AUGCAUUCCGAGGAAGAAAAAGCAAGUAGUACCUCCUAUAAGGGCUACAGUGAUCCCGAGCUAACCUUUUCUAGGGAGAAUAUAGGUUCAGAAGACGUGUUGUCGCACAUAAAAUCAAUCGAUGGUGGUAUUGUAGAUGUGACGGGUGAUGUGGAUGAGGCAAUGGAAUAUGCCAUUGCUGCAGAAAGUGAAGACAUUGAACUGUCACCAGAAGAAGCAAGAAAACUGUUAUGGAAAAUCGAUCUAUUUGUGUUACCUUUGAUCUGUUUGGUUUAUGCCAUCCAGUAUAUGGAUAAAAUUUCUACUUCUAACGCUGCUAUUAUGGGCAUCCGUGAAUACUACCACAUGCAUGGUAAUCAAUAUUCCUGGCUUGGUUCCGCAUUCUACUUGGGUUACUUAAUAUUUGAAUUUCCAAUGAACCUGGCUUUACAAAGAUUUCCUGUUUCCAAGUUUGUUUCUACUGCCAUCAUCUUAUGGGGGAUGGUCAUCUGCCUACACUCAGUUCCGAAAAGAUAUGCCGGUAUUGUUACCUUAAGAACUGUUUUAGGUGUAUUGGAAUCAGCCGUUACACCAGCAAUGGUUCUUAUUACUGGUCAAUGGUACAAGGCAGAGGAACAGUUUUUUAGAACUGCGCUUUGGUUUUCCUUCAAUGGUUUGGGUGUUAUACUUGCAAAUAGUAUUGCAUAUGGUAUGGCGAUUAGGCCAGACGCGUACACUAUGGCUCCAUGGAAGGUAAUGUUCAUUGUUAUAGGAUGCAUGACCAUUGCUGUGGGUUUUGCAUUUCUUCUCCAUAUUCCAGACUUGCCCGUCAAAGCAUGGUUUUUAAAUGAAAAAGAACGAAAACAAGUCGUUCUAAGAAUUAAAAGUAACCAACAGGGUUUUGGUAAUAAACAUUUCAAGUUCCACCAAUUUAAAGAAGCAAUACUAGACAUUAACACUUGGUUUUUUUUCUUUUUCUCUAUUGCCUAUCAAAUCCCGAACGGUUCCUUAACAAAUUUUGUUGGUAUUAUUUUUACGGAAACCUUUCGUUACACCGAAACAAAAUCUUUGCUUAUGAACAUGAUUGCUGGUGCAAUUGGAUUUGUAGGUGUGAUCGGGUUUGCAUAUACCCACCAUUGGAUUCCUCACAAAUUAGGCAUUGCAACAGUCGUUGUUCUUAUAAGUUUUGCGUUCUCCUGCGUUCUUGCAUUUGCCACAGAAUCUCCCAAAGCCAGGCUUGCCGGUUAUUUCAUUUAUAACAUCUGUCCGAUUGGAAUGAUCUGUUGUUUAGCAUGCUUCAGUGCAAAUGUUGCUGGUCACACAAAAAAAAUUACAGUCAAUGCCAUUUAUUUGGUUGGUUAUUCAACGGGUAAUUUGAUUGGUCCCCAGACGUUUAUUGACAGCCAAGCACCUGCAUAUAAGGGUGGGCAGAUUGCUAUUGUCGUAACUAUGGCUGUUUCUGCUAUUUUGAUUUCGUGUAUCUACUUCAAUUACUGGUCUGAGAAUAGGAGGAGAGACAAAUUAAUGGCAGAAGGUAAAUUGGAAAUUCCACAUAUUGAUAACGUGGAGUUUGCAGAUUUAACCGAUAAAGAGAAUGUUUUAUUCAGAUACACUCUUUGA
This is a messenger RNA of Pichia kudriavzevii, 1599 nucleotides long. RefSeq lists its product as uncharacterized. The record is from RefSeq and is a predicted model, not a curated record. Gene Ontology annotation, biological process: dipeptide transport; allantoate transport; tripeptide transport. Gene Ontology annotation, molecular function: dipeptide transmembrane transporter activity; allantoate transmembrane transporter activity. NCBI's taxonomy places the organism in Eukaryota, Fungi, Ascomycota, Pichiomycetes, Pichiales, Pichiaceae. Bases 1 to 1599 code for a protein of 532 amino acids. The transcript has a single exon. Gene Ontology annotation, cellular component: plasma membrane.